AUGACGGUGAGUAUAAGUUCUCCUUGGUUGUUUAAGUGCUAUCUAAAUGAAUGAUGUGCUAUUGAUGUCAUGUGUGCAAUCAAUAUGUCUUUAUUUUGCAGAUGGCUUCACCUGUGAGACUUCCAGCUGGUGCUAGCGACAACGCCGACGUACGAGAAUUACGCCUUAGAUGCCAGGUUUUAUCUGUAAGUAAAUGAACAGCACAAUCUAUUUAUGUGAAUUCUACUUUAUAGUUACACGAGUAAAGUAGUGGAUUUACAUUAUUUAUAGUUACACGAGUAAAGUAGUGGAUUUACAUUAUUUCAAUUGGACUGUGGUUGAUGAAAACUUUGUGUUUGGCAAUUAAAAGGUUGGACGGGAUCUGAUUUGACUGUUAUCAAUUGUUGUGGUUUAUUAUCUAGUGGUGUGGAGAUUGUUUUAUAGGGAGAAGAUUUAUAUAUAUGUAAUAGUGGUAGGUAUUCUGCUAUUAAGGACAUUAUGAAGAAGAAUGUUUUUGUGUGAACACGGUACAACAACAUUUCUUUGUUAUUAAGUAGGUAGCAGCUGCAUUGGUCACAUUAGACAUGUGAAGUACUGCAGAGAACAAAUUCUGUAGAUGGAGAAGAGAAAUUAAAUGAAUUGCAUGUUAAUUGUGUGUGUGUUGUUGUUCUUGGGAGAUUAAAGAUAAGAGUUAUGGUAAAAUGUGUGUGUUGUUGUGGAGAAUCUUGAAAACGUAAAAAAUACAAUUGGACUGUGUAGAAUUCAGAAGACAUUUUGCUUCUUAUCUGAGAAGCUUCUUCAUUUCAUAAUUGAUAGUGUGGGCAGCAGAACUGUGUCUUACUGAAGAAAAUGCACAGAAAACAACUGGGAAGUGUUAGGUCGUCAACUUUGGGUGUGUCCCCUUUUAUUGUAGUUCACCAGGAAGGGUUAACAAAGCCCCUGUGAUGUAACCACACCCAGGGUAUUCAUCCCAGCUGUGAAUUUGUAUGUUGAUGUCUGAAACUGGUCUUUAGGUUCAAAUGAGCCUAAUUUGUGUUUUCCUUGUUAAUAUGAUCAAUUAUUUCUGUCUGUUUUUUGGUUCCAGUAUGCAAUACAGGAUCAAACCCUGGAUAGGGGUGCCCUGUUUCAGGAGAGCAUGGCAUGCCAUACAUACGUGAUAAACACCACAACAAGGCUGGCACGGCAAAUGAAAGCUGCCACAGUACGCUCUGAAUGUUUACAGAGAGAGCUAAACUGUUACAAAGAAGAAGUUUCAGGUUUAAAGCAGGCCAACCUCAUGCUGACUAAACAGUUAGAGGCAGCCCAACUAAGUCUGGAGAGCUUGUGUAAGUAUUACAUGGGUCAUAUGGGUAAUUCUCAUUGGUGAAAAUUGUUAUGCAACUUUCUAAUAGGUGAAAUUUUCUUUGAAAUAUUUUUAGAUGGACCUGACAACCUGUUCGACACUGUGGAUAAGGCUGGUGAGCUUGCCAGCAAUCAUUCAGAAUUGGAAAGUAAGUAUGUGGCAAUGUUUGUAAUUACCAAUUAGUCACAAAGGAUAUAAGUUGGUAAUGUGAAGCCAACAAUAAGGUUAUGUUUUUGUCUUCUUAUUGUCAUGUUGACAUGUUGCAGAUCCCAUUGUUAUGUAGAGUGACAGUGAUAUUGUAAAACAUUAGUAACAUCAAUUUGAAUCAUGUGUAGGUCUACCACCAGAAAAGGCAGCUGCAGGCCCUACCACAGCAGCUGGAGAAGGAGUGUCUGUUUCCGUAGAAGUCAUGGAGGAGGGGGGGAAUAUCCACCAUGCCUCUGACUUAGGAGUUGUGGAAGAUUGA
Molecule: messenger RNA, 1787 nt
Organism: Xyrichtys novacula (pearly razorfish)
Lineage: Eukaryota; Metazoa; Chordata; Actinopteri; Labriformes; Labridae
Source: the annotation of a GenBank genome assembly